Molecule: messenger RNA, 2707 nt
Organism: Musca vetustissima
Lineage: Eukaryota; Metazoa; Arthropoda; Insecta; Diptera; Muscidae
Exons: 5
Source: RefSeq, a predicted model, not a curated record
AUGGACGAUGAUACGAUACAAAAGUAUCCCACAGCAACGGAACACCAAGAUGACCACCAUCAGGAGGAGAUAACAUCGGGUGAGGGCCACCAAGAGGUGGGCACUGAAACGGACAGCAAAAUGACGCCGCAUCAGCCUCCCGAAGAGCCGGAUUCGAUACAAAUGGAAAUGGGAGCCCUUAAUAAGUCCGACAAGGCUGUCUCCACCUAUGGCAUACCCGACCUGGAAGAUUAUCAGCGGGCCGUGACCUAUGAAUUGGUUUUCAAUUCUCUGCUCGAAAAGAAAAUGCAAGCCAUGAAACGGGACUGUGAGGAGCGUAAGCGGAACAAACGUUUAAAGCGGAAAUCCAUAGGGCGGAUUUUCCUUGCCAAGAGGCUAUUCAGCAGUGUGGAUUCACGUAAAAGCUCAAUGCUUAGUGAAUCGGCUGGGGGCAGUGUGGUCAUGCAGGCCCAUUCGGAGCCAACCACCCCACAGAAGCUAAUGAAAAUGCCAACAACUAAAACUGCCAUUCGUAAGGAUCAUGCGGCCCAAUCAUUGGACAUUGAAACCGAUCACAGUAUAUCCUCGGUCCAAAGUCCACCGUUUUCUAGUCAUCAAACAACGCAACAGGUGCGUCAAUCACCGACCAGCAGGUCCAAAUCGAAAUCGAACACUGCCAGUUCAGAGACACAAAAAACGCAGCAGCAGCAGUCGCCGCCGCAUCCUCCAGGUGCAACGGCCGAGGACAGCAUUGCCAGUACGUUGAGUAAUUCCUCGGGCAAAAUGGUCAAGCACAAUGUUUUGGUUAUGGCUCAGACCCAUGGUACCCCCACAGAGGUUCAGACCUCAACCUCAUCGGGGGAUUCCAGGGCGGAACAAAAACGUUCCUCUGUGCCAGCACACCCGGCUAGCCAUUCUCGUGGCGAAGUCACCUGUGAUACCAGCUCCCUGGCCAGUGGUUAUGAAAAUGGCGCAGGAGCUCGGCUAAACUCCCACACCAUUUGUGAGGAUAGCCUGACCUCAAUACGUGAUAGCAUUGAAAGUUUAUCCUUUGCCAGUUCACGGUGUACGGUGAGUUUUGGAGCCACUGAAGUUAUACCCGAGGAUAUAAGCUAUGAGCGAAUAAAAGCAGCAGCAGCCAAGAGGCAACGUAUACUGGAAGCCAAGUCAAUCAGUGCUCAAUGCAGCCCCAUACUGCCAUCGCGGCAUGUAAUACGAACCAUGGUGCAUGCACCACCCAAACCAAUGUCACCUCCCAUAACAAAAAGUCCUCUGACAGUAGUGGGUCCAGCGAGCAGCAAUCAACCACCCAUCAAUAUCAUAGAACCCCUACCCUUAGCCGAACCGGAAACCAUGGAGACCACAGAUGCCACAUUGCGAAGACGCUUCCUACCCAAUCAGUUUUCCUAUACGGAUAGCCUCUUCGAGUCACGCAACAUUUCACGACAAAACACUUCGGAGGAUAGUGCAAAUCUCACCGUCAGCACGCUGCUCAAUCAAAGUGAUUCCAUGUCCUUACAUGCCUCUCCCACGACAGCCACAUCCACGGCAAUACCCGAUUUCCUAGGGCGAACAUCCGGGCGACCCGUCAACAUCAACGAUCGUUUUAAAUCGAAAAGUGCCAGCGUUUUGGUAGCCUUGGGCAAUGGCCGUACUAGGCCUCCACCACCAAUGCCACCGCCAUGUGAAACGGCCCAACCAUCACCGGUGGCAUUGGCCUCACCACCCGAGCUGCCAACACUUCCAAUAAGCGAACUCCAGCAAUUGCACAUCGCAAGCAAUAUUAAGCAGAAAAUCUUAGUAGAUAGUUUCAAAUUAGUUACCAAAACGCAAAUAGCUCCUAGCACCAUCGCCACGACCCCCACCGCCCACACGAACAUCCCCAAGACCAGUGAUAUACCAACACAAUCAUUGCACAUUGUUACCAUGGCCUCUGCCACAUCAGAACUGCCUCAACAAUAUCCUGUGAUCGAAUCGUAUUCUUCUUCAACUAUGGGAGGGCCAGUAGCGGAUUUUCGUUCGCGAGGUCCCGAAAAUGCCUUCAUAAAUGGUGGGGUCUCUGCCGCUCCUGCUGCCAUUGUCACCACCACUUCCUCCUCGCUCAACGAUGAUACGGCCAAAUUACAUCGCAUGACCUCCACAUCGACUGGGUCGAGUAUUGCUCCUACAGGUUGUUGCACCACAACGAAAUCAUCGGCAUCACGUCUGAAAGAGAAGCAACGUUUUCCAGCAGAAGCACACAUCAUUCCAUCGGGUCAGAGCGGUAGCGAUGAUGAAUAUCGCAGGAAGAAGAGAAAAUAUAAACGUUAUCAUCGUUGUUCCGAUCCAGUAUUGGUAUAUCCAGCAACGAGUGGCCUGCAACAUUGUAUACUCUCCAUGCCGCCUAAUGAUCCCAUACAAUAUCCCUAUACCGAAGAUUACGCUUAUGAUAUACAAUUGCAAAUGGAAUCAGAUAAAAAUGAUGACCUCGAAAAAAUAGUUCCAAGUGAUAGUACAAAACGUAAACAUCAUAAACAUCGACACCAUCGCCACAAAAAACGCCAUCGUCAUAAAAAACCAAAAAUCCUUGUACAAGACUUAGAAACCCAGGAAGUCAAGGUAAUCGAUCCCGAUGACUUGCCACAACGUGCUCGCUGGACUAUUAUAGCCACAGCGUGUCUACUGUUGCUCAUGUGCCUCAUGUUAGUCGGUAUAACAUUGCGUAUGGCGCCAAUCAUCGAUGAUAUGG